Molecule: messenger RNA, 1156 nt
Organism: Punica granatum (pomegranate)
Lineage: Eukaryota; Viridiplantae; Streptophyta; Magnoliopsida; Myrtales; Lythraceae
Source: RefSeq, a predicted model, not a curated record
UCAUAGCCCCAACUUCCCCCCCACUCUCUCACCGCCCUCUCUCUCUCUCUAACUUUUUAGCAUUUUCUCACUCCUACCAACACUUCACUCACUCUCUCUCUCUCUCUCUCUCUCUCUCUAAGACUAAGACUGAAUUGGCAGGUCGGGCGGGAAGGAACGGAUUGGUGGGUCGGGCCGGCGAGUGAAUGGCCGACUCGGACAACGACUCGGCCGGGGGAGGCGGCGGAGGGGGGAACGGGGAGUCGUCGGCGGUGUCGCUGCUGGCGGCGAGGGAGCAGGACAGGUUCCUCCCGAUCGCGAACGUGAGCCGGAUAAUGAAGAAGGCGCUGCCGGCGAACGCGAAGAUCUCGAAGGAGGCCAAGGAGACGGUGCAGGAGUGCGUGUCGGAGUUCAUCAGCUUCAUCACCGGGGAGGCCUCCGACAAGUGCCAGAAGGAGAAGCGGAAGACCAUCAACGGCGACGAUCUCCUCUGGGCCAUGACCACCCUCGGCUUCGAGGAGUACGUCGAGCCCCUCAAGGUCUACCUCCAGAAGUUCCGCGAGCUCGAGGGUGAGAAGACCGCUGCCAGCGGCCUCGGCAAGCCCCAGGGGGACCGCGAAUCCGAUGGCUCCGUCAUCAAUACCGUCAGCUCCGGGGUCAGCUUCGGCACCCCUCCCGGGAUGUAUGGCGCGAUGCCGCCGGGUGGGAUGAUGAUGAUGGGACCCGGCGGCGGGCACCACCACCAUCACCACCACAUGUACGGAUCCGGUGGCGGAGGCUCGCCCGGUGGAAGGCCAAGGUAGGUUAUUAUUCUAUUCCUUCCUCCUUUCUUCUUCUUCUUGUUUUUUUUUUUAAAUUUUAUUUUUUUACUUCUUUUUUUUUAAGAAAAAAUAGGAAGGAAAAAAGGAAAAAAAAAUGAAAUUUGGUGCGGUGCUGCUGAUGAUGCUAAGAAAAUUUUUUAUUUUUGUUUUUUGGGGCUUGUUGUUAUAUGAAUAUUUGUUUGGGGGGGGGGGGGAUUAAUUAUAUUGUAAUUAAGUUAGUGUAUGUACUGCUAAUAUGACAAAUCCUCCUGACGUAUUUCCUUUCCACUGUAUAAUCCUCGAAUCAAUGAAUACUCGUUUUCCUUUUGUAUACCUCUAGAAGUUCUCAUUUUAUGAGCACUGCAAGCUUCAAAAGA